AUGGACAAGGAUAAUACCAACUCGUUAUACUACCAAAACCGCUGUGGUUCCGGCCGACUGAUGUUUCGAACUGAGCUGGUACGCGAUUACCGUGGAUGCCGAGACGAUAGUUGGGAAUCAAACGGACUUGAUUCGAACAGCAGAGAGAACACCGGAGGGCCUAGUCGCUUGGACAACGAGCAUUCCCGCAGCGUCGGUGCCAGUGGUGACUCGGACCCAACGCCCGAUUUGCGACCCUCCCCGCCGGAGCCCAACAAAGUACUGCUCGUGCACGGGCUAGACCGAGUGCCCGUCAACUGCGAUAGGGUGUUCAAUCUGUUUUGCCUGUACGGAAACGUGACGACGGUGAAGAUCCUCAGAGACGACAAAGUGCUAGUCGAGAUGGAAGACGUGGAAGCCGCCAGACGGUGCGUGUCCAACUUGCACAUGCUUCAGCUGGACGACGACGUCUUCAUGAAAGUCAAGUAUUCCAAACAUAAUUUUAUUCACGAUCAAGUCAAUUUCAACAUACUGGCUGACGGUACGCCCGCUCAAAAAGUUUACUUGUCGAGCACAUUGAAUAGAUUCGUCCCGAACGUAUCGUGCCCGGACAAACGUCGUAUUGCAGCCCCGUCCAAAAUUUUACAUUUUUUCAACGCGCCGACCGACGUGUGCGGCAAAGCAGUGCAUAGAGCUGUGUCGGACGCACUGUGUCGUACGGAUGCGAUACGUUCCAUAACUAUCCUACCCAAAAAACCGAAAGCCAAGUGUUCGACGGGAUUGAUCGAAUUGAAAAAUAUGGCGUUGGCAGCGAGGACCGUUUUAUUGGCAAACCACAUGACGAUUGAAUCGACAGUGUCCAGAUUUCCGUUUUUGACAAAACUGUGUUUUUCGAAAUGGUCGGCUAUCGAACAGAAAUCCGGAGACCCGACGACGCUGCAGUUCCGUUCGGUGCCGCGCACGCCGUGGCUGCUGCACAAGUCCGAGCACGGCGUGCCCACGACGGAAUUUCCGAUCUCCCGUACGACCAUGGUGGACGGCUGUGGCGGCGGCGAUUGCAUGUGGACACUGUGGGUGGUAACCGCCGCGCAGAAGAACUGGCAACAGCCGCAGCAGACGUCGCAGGCGACGGAUGAGUCGGCGGUCUCGACGACGGACGCCGCGACCGACUGCGACCCGCCACGUGCGUCAGACCCGAUCGUCCGUCGCAAUCUGAUGGCCGCCGAAAACGCCGAUUUGGUGUUCGAUCUCAUCGACAUGUUGAGGAACCGUCUGUGCGACUUCAGCAACGACCGGGGCGACGUGCUGUGCGGUCGGGCGGCAGUGACGCCGCCGGUGCGAGUCGAACGCGAUGGCGCGUCCACCUCCGCAUCCGCCAUCACCGUUUCGACCGGUGACGCCGCGAGCCAAUCGGGACCGCCGGGUGGCGCGUGA
Messenger RNA from Rhopalosiphum maidis (corn leaf aphid), 1413 nucleotides. RefSeq lists its product as uncharacterized. Gene Ontology annotation, biological process: regulation of RNA splicing. The coding region runs from base 1 to 1413 and encodes 470 amino acids. Gene Ontology annotation, cellular component: nucleus. The transcript has 6 exons. Lineage: Eukaryota; Metazoa; Arthropoda; Insecta; Hemiptera; Aphididae. The record is from RefSeq and is a predicted model, not a curated record. Gene Ontology annotation, molecular function: mRNA binding.